This is a messenger RNA of Magnolia sinica, 2600 nucleotides long. Its product is annotated as ABC transporter F family member 5. Gene Ontology annotation, molecular function: ATP binding; ATP hydrolysis activity. The record is from RefSeq and is a predicted model, not a curated record. Bases 200 to 2356 code for a protein of 718 amino acids. The transcript is spliced from 9 exons. Lineage: Eukaryota; Viridiplantae; Streptophyta; Magnoliopsida; Magnoliales; Magnoliaceae.
UUCUUAAAUCCCAGCGUGCCCCACCCUUUCCCUUCAUUUCUACCAUAUUGGCGAGGCUGAGAGCUUCUCCGCCACUCUCCUCGCGAGCUCCACACAACUCUCUCUCGCGCGCGCGCGCGCGCGAAAACCCUAGCUUUUCUCUCUCCAAGAGCUCUCUCAAAAAUCCAACCAUUUAUUUGAUCAAAUUCCUCCUCUCCAGAUGCUGCAGAUCGACGUCGCCAGCAAAAUCCAAUGCAUCGAACUUCGUCCGAGCUUCCUCACCGUUUCGGCCCUGUUACACGCUCGAAAUCCCUGUCUCAGACCUCGAUUCCGCCCGAUUACAACCUCUCUAAAUCAAACCCUCAGAAUCCAUAGCAGUUCCAUUAAAAAAAGCGGUUAUUUCAACCCUAGAGGGAAAAACCCUAGGGUUUCUGCAACAGUUUCGACGGUUGCUGUCGAGACAUCCGUCGCAGAGACCACUGACAUAGAAGACAUAGAAUCCUUGUUCUCAGAGACGUCUGUCAAUGAGACCCGUCAGAAGAGGAGCAGCAAAUCGUCAGGUAGCGGUGCCUCGAGUGUUUCUUCCGGCGUGAGGUUAGAAAACAUCAGUAAGAGCUUCAAAGGUGUUACUGUUUUGAAGGAUGUGAGCUGGGAAGUGAAGAAAGGGGAAAAGGUCGGUUUAGUGGGUGUUAAUGGUGCGGGGAAAACAACCCAAAUGCGGAUUAUUGCUGGGCAGGAUGAACCAGAUUCUGGAAAUGUAAUUAAGGCGAAAUCCAAUAUGAAAAUUGCAUUUUUGAGUCAAGAAUUCGAAGUUAGUCCUAGCAAAACAGUAAAGGAGGAGUUCUUGAGCGCAUUUAGAGAGGAGAUGGAAAUUGCUGGGAGACUGGAGAAGGUGCAGAAAGCGCUCGAGAAGUCAGUGGAGGACUUGGUGUUGAUGGGGCGGCUUCUGGACGAAUUGGAUUUACUUCAGAGCCGGGCGCAGGCAGUGGAUCUCGACGAGGUGGACAUGAAGAUUAGUAAGAUGAUGCCAGAGCUUGGGUUUUCUCCAGAAGAUUCUGAGCAGUUGGUGGCGUCAUUCAGUAGUGGAUGGCAGAUGAGGAUGUCACUCGGAAAGAUCCUGCUUCAGGAACCUGAUUUACUCCUUCUGGAUGAGCCUACCAAUCACCUUGAUCUAGAUACAAUUGAGUGGCUUGAGGGUUACCUUAACAAGCAAGAUGUUCCUAUGGUCAUAAUAUCUCAUGACAGAGCUUUCCUUGAUCAGCUGUGUACAAAAAUUGUGGAAACAGAUAUGGGAGUAUCGAGGACAUAUGAGGGGAAUUAUUCCAAAUAUGUAUUAGCAAAAGUGGCAUGGGUAGAAGCUCAAAACGCAGCUUGGGAGAAGCAGCAGAAGCAAAUUGAGCAUACGAAAGACAUAAUAAGCAGGUUAGGCGCUGGAGCCAAUGCUGGCCGUGCGUCCAGUGCAGAAAAGAAGCUGGAAAAACUUCAAGAUGACGACCAAGUUGAGAAGCCAUUUCAACGGAAACAGAUAAAGUUCAGAUUUCCUGAGCGUGGAAGAAGUGGAAGAUCUGUAGCAAUGAUUAAGAAUCUAGAAUUUGGAUAUGGUGACAAGGUGCUUUUCGAUAAGGCAAACCUUUCGAUUGAGAGAGGGGAGAAAAUUGCCGUCAUUGGCCCAAAUGGAUGUGGGAAGAGUACUUUGCUUAAAUUGAUUAUGGGUCUUGAGAAACCAAGAGGAGGUGAAAUUUUGAUUGGGGAGCACAAUGUCCUGCCAAACUAUUUUGAGCAAAACCAGGCGGAAGCUCUUGAUUUGGAGAAAACUGUGGUUCAAACAGUAGCAGAAGUUGCAGAGGACUGGAGAAUAGAUGAUAUAAAAGGGCUCCUGGGUCGCUGUAAUUUUAAAGCAGACAUGCUUGACAGAAAAGUCUCACUUUUGAGUGGUGGUGAGAAGGCACGGCUUGCUUUUUGCACGUUCAUGGUGAAACCAUCAACUUUGCUGGUUUUGGAUGAACCGACCAACCACUUGGAUAUACCAUCAAAAGAGAUGCUUGAGGAAGCUAUAUCAGAGUACCAGGGCACUGUCAUCACUGUUUCUCAUGAUCGAUACUUCAUAAGGCAGAUAGUCAAUAGAGUGGUGGAGGUCAAGGACAGAAAUCUUCAAGACUAUGCGGGUGAUUACAAUUAUUAUCUUGAGAAAAACCUUGAUGCUAGAGAAAGAGAACUCGAACGUGAGGCAGAUCUUGAAGAAAAGGCCCCGAAAGUGAAAGCCAAAUCGAAGAUGUCGAAGGCUGAAAAGGAAGCAAGGAAGAAGCAGAGAACGAUGGCAUUUCAGCAGGCAAAAGCAAAAUCAAAGGGAAUGAAGAAUGCAAAGCGCUGGAACUGAUCCUGAGGGCCAAACACAUACUGUAACUAAUCACAAAUUUAAAAGGUAAAGAAGCAAAAGCCACCAGUUUGGUGCUCUUGCCAUGUAUAUACACAUUCUAAAUCAAAUUCAUUAUGUUUAAAAUAAUGUAGCGAAAGCUGCAUAGUGAGGUAGCCAUUUGACAUUCAACGGUCAGAUGUCGAUAUUGGGAAAUGAGAUCACACCCGUUUUAUAGUAAAUUGGCUGUUUGGUUGUUCUGCUUGAA